ACUAUAAUCAAAACCGGUACAAUCAACUACAUAUAAACGAUAGGAAAAUCUGAAAAUUAUAAAAGUAAGGAAAAGUUAUAUAUUUAUUUUUUUUUACUAAUAUAAGAAAUAUUUCUUUAUGAUUUUGAAACAUAAACUUGCUGUUGAACGCACUUUUUGAACACGAAGUGUGAGAGAACGUUAAUAGCAAGUGAAAUCUGAAACUAUUUGCUUACAUUACACUAUAGCCAGUAUGCUGAAGUCAGCUAUAUGAAAAAUACUUUCUCGAAAGUACAAGAAUAAAUUAAUUUUCAAUUUCCUAAGUAGCCUGUAAGGUUGGAUUGUUGGUUGAUCCAGAACAAAAAGGAUCCAAAAUUUUAUCGUCAUGAACGUCGCAACACCCGAUGAUGUGCAAAAGUUAGUAGAAGCUCUCCAUGAUGCUUCGAAACAUAUGACAACAAACGUCAAAUACGAAGAUGUUGCUGUUUGCUUAGGAAGCACUCGAUCUGGCAAAAGCACCUUAAUAAAUACCCUCACCGGUAACCGUCUGAAAGCUGAAAGAAAUGGAAGAGACAACACCAUUGAGAUAUCCUUAGCUGAUGGUCAAGCUUCAGGACCUCAAAUGGGAAUCACUUCUACAGUUCCCUCAAGGUGGACGUCAAAUACUCUUCCUUCCAUGAGUAUCUGGGAUGCUCCUGGCUUCGAUGAUUCAAAAGGUGCUUUGCGGGAUGUAGUUAAUGCUUUCUACAUUUUCCACUUAAUCCGAAGAGUUAAGUCGUUAAAAAUUAUUUUAGUUGUAGAUAUUAAUGACAUUCUAAAUGACUCCGUCAAACCGUUUGUGUCUGUUCUAAAUGCACUUGAAAAUCUGUUGGGAGAUCAAAUGAAAUCCAUGUUUUCUAGUAUUUCCGUUGUUUUUUCAAAGGUACCCGAUUUUAUAAAUGAUAUUCCAGUUAAUAUCGAAUUUAUUACCAAGGUAUUAAGAGAACAGUUUUUAUCAAACAAAGACAUUCAUUUAACAACUUUGGCGAAAGGUUUUUUACUCUAUUUAACAAGAAAUGUCGAACGUAUCGCUCUUUUUAAAAGAGUGGAACCGAGCAAAGAAAUCUUUGUAGCAACUGAUAAUAUUCGUCAUGCUAUUAAUAACUCCACAAGCUUAAAUAACGACAUCCUAAAAAAAUUGAAAAUUUGUAUUCCGAAUUCUUCCAAGAUUUUUUUAUUCAAUUCGCGUUCAGUAUUAACUUCAAAAGCAGAAUUUAUUGCAUUAGGAAACAUGUUGCGUUCCAUAUAUGAGUCAAAAAAUGAUGCUCUAAAGGAUAUAAUAAAUAAGAUGUCGAACGAAUGUGAAAUACAAACUUAUCUGAACGAUUUAAAGUUAAAAGAAGAGCAAAUUUUUAAGAUAAUUUCAGAGAAUAGUUUAACAGUGAAAAUGGAACUUCUAAAAUUCGUUGAUGUUUCAAUUCGAAACAUAAUUGUAAUAGAUAGAUUGAUGGAAAGAGCUUCAUUAAUUGAAUUUAGUGACAAAAUUUUAGAAAUGAAUGAACGGGAUGAACUCGCUUUAAAUCUGCAAUCAAUUCUGUGUAAUGUAUCUUCGAAUGUAAAAAAAGAUAUUUUAUUUUAUGAUUUUAUAUUAGGGACUAUAGUAGAUAAAGAGUAUGAUGACUUGCUAAAUGAAGAACACGAAGAGUAUAUAAAAAUAGAUUUUAUGAAUGCGAAAAGGAAUUACAAAAAGUAAUAAGCAAAAAUAAUGAAAGAAAAGUUUUCUUUGAGAAUUCAGAUAUACAAAAAUUAGGUGUGUUUUCUGAAUUAGAUCAAGAUGAACUACUAAAGAAACAAAAUGAAAAUUGGAAAAACGAAAUCGAAAAAUUUGAAAGAAGGGUUGAUAAAUCAAAUGAAGAAUUGCAACAUGUAGUAGUAGAACCUAAUUAUAAUGAUGAAGCAUCUUUGGCCCAAUCUGGUCCGGUGGAACCGCAUUCAUCGUGUUGUUCGAAGUGGUGGAAAAUAAGGAUUGGUAUAGUCAUAAUUAUAAAAGUACUAGCACUAAUUAUUUAUCUUAACAGGAAAGAAGAAGUUCUGCAGUAUAAUAUUCCCAAUGUUAUUAACACCCGCGAUGAAGCUUUUCCCUCGUCACUACCAACGUUCAAACCCAACUAUUGGCUUGAGGCAAUCGAAAGAACUCGAAAUCAUGAUAGCAGUUUAUAUGGGUGACUUCAUUGAAAAGGAAAUAUUGCUGUCCCCCGCUCCAUAAAUUGACUUGUGGGCUUAUUUUUGUUAAUUUGAAACUUUUUCCCGGUAGUUAGUGGUGCAAUUAAUUGACCCUCCAAGUUUGAUACCAAUUAUUGGCAAAACAGAAAACGAGAUAACCCAUCAGAAACAGACAAAAAUAGACAGAAAUGGCAUUACUGUCCCGCAUUUUUAGUCUUUCUAGAGUUCGACUUCCCACAUAGCACAAUAAUUUUCUGCAAAUUUGCGGCAAGUUUUCAAAGUCAAAUUCGAAAACAUGCCUGGCAAAUUUGCAGCAAACUUGCGGUAAAUACAAAAAUGUUCGUUUGGUGGAAAGUUGGCAGAGCAAAUUUGCAGAAAAUUUGCAUAGCAAAGUAAAUGUUAAAUGCAUGCGCAGUAGUUUUCUAUGACAUCUAGAGCUGCGCACUACAUUUAUGUCACCUUCCCUGUAAGGGAAAGCAAAGUUUAUCAAAUUACAUACAUUUUGAAUACAAAAAGAUUUUUUUUUGGGAAUUUUUAGGUUUUUUGAAAGUUUGCUGCAAAUUUUCCUAAAGUUUGCUACAAAAUUAUCUGCAAGUUUGACACGCAAGUUUUCUGCAAAUUUGCUCUGCAAACUUGCCACCAAACGGACAUUUUGGUAUUUGCCGCAAAUUUGCCAGGCAAGUUUUCAAAUUUGGCUUUAAAAACUUGCCGCAAAUUUGCAGAAAAUUAUUGUGCUAUGUGGGUUUGUGUGUGUAUGUGCAUAUCUAUCAACAAUUAUACGACAAUAAGUGUGAUUUUACAGAAAAUCGAAAAAAAAUAUUCUCAUUGAUUUAAUUGUUUUAACGACCUCCUCAAAUAUCCUAACUUUUUCGAUUAAAUAUUUUUUGUAUAUUUUUUACAUUUUAACUGUCUACUGUCAGAAACUCAAAUAUAAUGGAACAUAUUAAAAUUUAACCAUCAUACAUGAAUUUUAGCAUCCGGUAGCGAUAUAGUCACGGACUGGAGUUACACCACACAGUGGCGAAAAAUGUACUUUUUCGUUUCAAAUCACUCUACAGGUCUCAAUUUUUACCAAAACAAUUUUUCUUUUCUUCUAAAUCUACGUAAUUAGAUUCUCUAUCGAUUUAGAGAGAAUUCUCAGCUACGUGAUCUAUAUGUUUUGGUGAAAUCGAAAUUAGAUUGUAAAAUUACUCCAAGAUCAUGAACCUCCCCAACUCUAUUUAGAAUAGUGUUGUUAAUAUUAUAAUUGAUUAAUUGCGGUGAUAAAGAUUUUGAAAAAGUGAUUACCGAACACUUCUUAACAUUUAACAAGAGUUAAAUUGAUAUAAUCUGUCAAUGUCUUUUUGAAACUCUUCGGCAUCAUCUAUGGAGGUGAUAACUUUAUAUAAUUUCAUAUCAUCCGCAAAUAAUAGAAAUAAAGAAUGUUUAAAUAUAGAAGAGCCAUCGUUUGUAAAUAAAAUAAAUAAAAGUGGUCCGAGGUUCGAAAUUGUCUGUUCUUAUCAUCGCAGAAUAUAAUGAAUAACUAUUUUGUAAUAUUCAAGCUUAUAAAUUUUCAAUACACAGCUUAAUUUUUCAAGGUAAAAAUUGGCAGAAUUUUAACGGUUUUCAGAAACAAAAUAAUUUUUUUUUACAAAAAUUCUGUCAUGUUAAGCUCGGCGAAUAUUAUUUCCGUAAUUUUGAAAAUAUAAAUGACUCGAAAUUAAUAUUGGUAACCAUUAAUUUGAAAAUUGUCAUUUUCCAACAUGCUUCGGAGGGAGAAUUCUCUUUUAUUUGAAGUCACCCAUAUGUACAUUCCAAAUUGAAAAUACAAAAAUUUUUUUUUGGGCUUCAAGAAGAGGCUACUGAGUACACCUUAUGAGUUUUAUUGCAAUUGUAAUGGUAGAACAUAUAAAUAAUUCAAAUUGUUUAUAAAAUUGUUAAUAAAAAUAUGGAAUUUUUUAAAAUUCACAAUCAUGUAAAUAUUUUCUGUUAAAAGAGUGAAAAAUUUUAUGUAAUCAGAG
Messenger RNA from Leptopilina heterotoma, 4181 nucleotides. RefSeq lists its product as uncharacterized. NCBI's taxonomy places the organism in Eukaryota, Metazoa, Arthropoda, Insecta, Hymenoptera, Figitidae. The record is from RefSeq and is a predicted model, not a curated record. The transcript has 2 exons. The coding region runs from base 365 to 1711 and encodes 448 amino acids. Gene Ontology annotation, molecular function: GTP binding.